Molecule: messenger RNA, 294 nt
Organism: Periconia digitata
Lineage: Eukaryota; Fungi; Ascomycota; Dothideomycetes; Pleosporales; Periconiaceae
Source: the annotation of a GenBank genome assembly
AUGAAUUGGCUGCGCCCAGAACUCGUCUCGAAUAGCCAUGCAGCGUUAGUCGCCGUUCGAUUACAGUCGUAUGUUUCUCUGGUCGGAGAUGCUGUUUUGGGUUGGAGGCCGAGCACCAAGCAAUCACCAAGGGAAAACCAAGCCUAUCCAGAGGCUCGGGCCGCGCGGGAUGUGGACUUGCUUCAUCAUGCCUUAUCUACCAACUCUCGCAAUGAAUUCAAAUCUAUGGGACACCUAAGGAGGUCGGGCCUGAAGAAGGGACCCCAGCAAGUAACACGUAAAAGCGCUUGGUAG